Messenger RNA from Oncorhynchus masou masou (cherry salmon), 5523 nucleotides. RefSeq names its product OTU domain-containing protein 4-like. The coding region runs from base 392 to 5167 and encodes 1591 amino acids. The transcript has 22 exons. The record is from RefSeq and is a predicted model, not a curated record. Lineage: Eukaryota; Metazoa; Chordata; Actinopteri; Salmoniformes; Salmonidae. Gene Ontology annotation, molecular function: cysteine-type deubiquitinase activity; K63-linked deubiquitinase activity. Gene Ontology annotation, biological process: negative regulation of toll-like receptor signaling pathway; protein deubiquitination; regulation of protein K48-linked deubiquitination.
CCAAACUUCACUGAGAGUGAAACAGCGAGGAGACAACCGUGGACUAAAACGAGAAGCUAUUUGUUUCGUUAUUGUUGGUGAAUACAUGUUAGCUAUGUCAUCUAUGUAAUUGUACACGAUAGCGAGUUAAUAUAACACACGGUAUAUUUAGUAUUUAAUUGACAGUCUAGAAAAAAUAAUAAUAAUGAGACUAUAAAGGAAUGUUUUGGUGAAAACGAAAGCUUGCCGCUUCCACCGAAACAAAACAGCAGUCAUUAUAUAUACUGUUUCCUGGUAUUCAUUACACAGCCUGAAUGGAAAACGUUUUAUAUUGUUAGUUAACCAGAAAGCUAACUAACUCUUAGUGUCUCUAGUGAGACUAUCAAGACUCAACAGCAUCGAUAAACCAACUAUGGACGGAUGUCAACCAAACAUGCGGCAAAAUAACAACGAAAAAAGUGUAGAAAAAUGUAUGGACGAAUACCUGAAAUCCAUCGGCUUUCACCGGAAAAAAAUAGCCAAAGAUGGGUCGUGUUUAUUUCGGGCUGUAGCUGAACAGGUGUUACACUGUCAAGGCCUCCAUACCAAAGUCCGUGCCACCUGUGUGCAGUAUCUAAAGAAGAACAAGGAGAACUAUGCGGCGUUCAUAGAAGGAGACUUCGAGGAGUACAUAAUGAAACUUGAGGACCCUCAGCACUGGGUGGGAGAGGUGGAGAUAUGUGCACUGGCUCUGAUGUACAAGAGUGAUUUCAUAAUCUUCCAGACCCCUGGUAAACCUCCUGUUCAAAUCACUGACAACGGCUUUAAUGACAAGGUGCGUCUGUGCUUUCUGAACGGGAACCAUUAUGACAGUGUCUACCCCAUAGCUCAUGUGAAGAAUGCUGCCCUGUGCCAGUCCGUCCUGUACGAGCUCCUCUAUGAGCGAGUGUGUGGCACGGACCAUUCCGUGGUGGCCCCCUGUCUGAAGGGCGGUACCGGUAACCGUGGUAACGACCUUCUCGAAGACGACCCGGACAAUGAGCAGUGUCGUAGCAGCGACGAGUCGGACCUGGAGGGAGAGGACGCUCUCUGGAGCCAGGAUGGACCAGCUGGACCUGCAGCCCGGGGACUCACCGUUAAGGGUCGAGGAAGUCGAGGCCCACCCUUCUCCAACAGGGUCAGACGGUCUCUCAACCCCUUCCUCUACAGAAACACUGAGUACGAUGUCUGGGUCAAGUCCAAGAGAGCUCAGCAGAAGCUGGAUUUCUGCAUCGCCGCUGGGAUGCAGUAUACAGUGGGAGACAAGUGCAAGGUUCGCCUUGAUAACGGUGGGCGUUACUAUGGCGCCUACAUCCAGGAAGUGUCGCCUGACAACGGGCCCGUCACUGUCUUCAUAGAGGAACUGGGCAAGAAACACACUGUGUCCCUCUGGAACCUGCGCCCCCCCACAGAUGAGACGUUGUCCUGGAGCACGGUGGCCCGAGAUGGAAAGAGACUGAACAACGGCUCUGCUCCAAACUCUGAUUGGGAGGGCAGGGGAAGAGGGAGGAAGUCGGGGAAACCUUCAACGCCGUCGGCAACGCCGUCUGUCUCCCAGGCUAAAGGACCCUCCCAAAGUGGUGGGCGUGGUGUCCAGAAGCAGCACUCUUGGCCCCUGCAGGCCACCGUAGAGGAGGGAGGUGUCCGGAGCACCCCCCACCUCAACACCAGGAGACCCUCUUCCAGCUCUGUGUCAGAGGCAGCUUCAGUAGCAGCAGUAGCAGCAUUUGGUCUAUCAGAGGCCCAGCGUCAAGCCAAAGAGGAGGAACAGAGGAACAUGGCCCUGCUGGAGAUGGAGCUACGGGAUGAGAGAAGCUUCCCUGCACUGGGGGUGGUGUCUAAUGCCAGUGAGGGGAAGAAGAGGACAGGCAGAGGCAUGAGGAGAUCAACACUAGAGGAGGAGAGGAAGACCCCAUCACCUCCCACUCCUAACCUUCCUCCCACUCCUAACCUUCCUCCCACUCCUAACCUUCCUCCCACUCCUAACCUUCCUCCCACUCCUAACCUUCCUGCUACUACUAACCUUCCUCCCACUCCUAACCUUCCUCCCACUCCUAACCUUCCUCCCACUCCUAACCUUCCUCCCACUCCUAACCUUCCUGCUACUACUAACCUUCCUCCCACUCCUAACCUUCCUCCCACUCCUAACCUUCCUCCCACUCCUAACCUUCCUCCCACUCCUAACCUUCCUCCCACUCCUAACCUUCCUCCCACUCCUAACCUUCCUGCCACUCCUAACCUUCCUCCCACUCCUAACCUUCCUGCCACUCCUAACCUUCCUGCCACUCCUAACCUUCCUGCUACUCCUAACCUUCCUGCCACUCCUAACCUUCCUCCCACUCCUAACCUUCCUGCUACUCCUAACCUUCCUCCCACUCCUAACCUUCCUCCCACUCCUAACCUUCCUCCCACUCCUAACCUUCCUCCCACUCCUAACCUUCCUGCCACUCCUAACCUUCCUCCCACUCCUAACCUUCCUGCCACUCCUAACCUUCCUGCCACUCCUAACCUUCCUCCCACUCCUAACCUUCCUCCCACUCCUAACCUUCCUGCCACUCCUAACCUUCCUCCCACUCCUAACCUUCCUGCCACUCCUAACCUUCCUGCCACUCCUAACCUUCCUCCCUCUCCUAACCUUCCUCCCACUCCUAACCUUCCUCCCACUCCUAACCUUCCUCCCACUCCUAACCUUCCUCCCACUCCUAACCUUCCUGCUACUCCUAACCUUCCUGCUACUCCUAACCUUCCUGCUACUCCUAACCUUCCUGCUACUCCUAACCUUCCUGCUACUCCUAACCUUCCUGCUACUCCUAACCUUCCUCCCACUCCUAACCUUCCUGCUACUCCUAACCUUCCUCCAACCACCAUUCCUUCCAACCCUUUCCAUGUCAACUCCUGGCCUAAAACAACAACUGCUGCUGUUCCGGUCGUCCCCACCCCUCACCUCGCCCCACCUGUGUCUGGGGUUUUUACUGCCCCACCUCUGGUGACCUCUGUGCCCGACACGGUGACCUCUGUGCCCGACACGGUGACCUCUGUGCCCGACACGGUGGCCCAAUCCCCUCAGACAAUACAGACUGUCCCUCUCAACCCCCCCUCUCUCAAUCUCACCCACCCCUCCUCUCUUCCACAAUCUGGUCAACCCUAUCUUCCCCAAUGUUCUCUCUCCCAGCCCCCCCUCUCCCAGCCCCACUUCUCCCAGCCCCCCCUCUCCCAGCCCCCCCUCUCCCAGCCCCACCUCUCCCAGCCCCACUUCUCCCAGCCCCCCUCUCCCAGCCCCACUUCUCCCAGCCCCCCCUCUCCCACCCCCCUCUCCCAGCCCCCCCUCUCCCUGGAUCCUCCAUCCAGUGAGGUCUCCUCAGCCUACACCCCAGCUUUAUCCCACAUCGUUGUUCCCCCCACUUCCUUCCUCCCCACCAACCACCCUUCCCUUCCCCCCGGGCUCUCCCCAUCCCCCCUCCAGCCCCAGACUGUCACCCAGCCCCCCCUGUCGUUCCACCAGCUGGCUCAUCUCUACCAAGACCCCCUGUUCCCAGGGUUUCCUUUGACUGACAAGGAAGAGAUCGUCCAGACUCCCCCUUAUUCUUAUAUCCACACGGGAGAGGACCUGCCACGAGAUGUCAACAUCCUGAGGUUUUUCUUCAACCUUGGUGUGAAGGCGUUCACCAACCCCAUGUGGCCCCCCCACUCUUACAUCCUCCCUCUUCACCAGGCCUACAGCAUGCAGCCCAAACUACCCUCAGUCUCCCUCCCCUCUUCCCACUGGUACCCCUCCCACCCCUCCACCGUGCCACAGGAGGGGUACGGACACCCCCACCCUCAGUACCCCUCGGGCUUGGGGGGCCUCCAUCUGCAUGACAACCUCCAGAGAUCAACCCCCCAAACGGCUGCAGAACCUCCCCAGCAUAUGGAGUUCAGAUACGGGCAGGAUGGGCGCUCCGCCCUGGGGUACCCUUCCAACCGCCACCUUCACCCUGCCUCAACCCAGCCCGUGCCGUUCCAGCCACGUAUGGCUGGCUCUCUACCCUGGUGUAGCAACGUUACCCCGCGACCGAACGCCUACGCUGGGGUAUGCUCUGUACCCACACCCCUGACACAAUACUCUCCACAAGCACCCCAACCUGCACCUCCCAACCAGUACCCGACUGCACCCCAAUCCUCUACCCACACCUCGCAAGCUCAGCCCUACACUCCAGCUCCAGCCGCCUCCCCUCCCUCCGUACCCCAGUACCAAUCAGCGUCUCUGGGGUACCCUCCCCCGAGGCUGCCCAGUGGGAACCAGACCCAAGGACCACUGGAUCCUUUCCCCGCCAGCGGUGCCUCUUCCCUGGGUAUGAGGUCCAGCCACAGUCCCCUGGAGAACCAUAAAGCUAAUACUACCUCUGUUGUCAAUAUUACUACUGCUGCUGCUGCUACUACCUUGUCUAGUACUACUGCUUCCAACACAGAGAGAGCUUUACAGACUGUUCUUGCAGGCUUCGCAGACAGAGGACAGGGAGACAUGAAGACGGCUGGCACUCUGCUAGUGAACCCUCUUCCUCCUACUGAGCAGGUCACAUGGGUCCCCGAGGGUCACCUGAUAACAACACUAAGUGCCCAGACCAUGUUCAAGGAUGUAUCCGUCGGCAUGGCGACGCAGGGUGCGGGCGACGCCCCCAUGACCCAGAGCAGGGCGGAGUUUAAAAUGAAAACGGCCAAUGAGACGACGACGGGGAGCUGGGGCGAGACUUCAUAUUUAGUGCCCCAGGCCCCAAGCGACUUAACAUCAUCGGACCGAGACUGGGUGGGAGGGGAGUGGCUAGACCCUAAUGACCAUGCCCUCAGAAACGGAAAGAAGUUCUACAGUCGCUCCUUCAGAGGUGGAGGAGGGAGGGGAGGACACGAGGAGGGAGGAGGAGCCAGAGGGUAUAGAGAGAACCGUUGGAGGGGGGAGAGACGGGGGGUAGGAGGUUACCGAGGAGUGGGGAGGAGAGAUAACAGGGAAGGUUUCCGGGAGCAAGACCGAGGGGACAGGAAGCAGGAAGGAAGAGGGGGCGACACCACCUCCAAAGGACAAAAUGUGAGGGGUCGGGGGAGGAGCUACCACUACAAUCAACAGCAAUCCAAUGGCAGAGAGGCAGGCAACUCUAGUGGGAUGAGGAACCCCCUUAUACAGAUUUGUGAGAUUUGAUUGGCUGAUAUGGCUUUUUUGGGGGGGGGGGUUGUUUAUAUAUAAAAAAAAAAAAUCUGAUUUGGUAUUUUAAUCGUCUGGUUUGUGGGAUUAUAUAGCUGUCGUUGGACUCGUCUUUUAAAAAAGGAAAAAAAUCUGUCAAGUGUCUUUCUCCAUGUUAUUGUUGCUUUCUGGACUUAGGCUUGUAUCCCAUAUAUAGUGCACUACCCCCCCCCAAUAGGGCCCUGGUCAAAAGUAGUGCACUAUAUAGGGAUUAGGGUGUUCAUUUGGGAUACAACCUAUCUCCUCUGAAAGAUGUUAAUGGUAUUCCAGGUAGAUGUUUGCAUUUCCGUCUAAUAAAAGUUUGCUGUAUUAGG